CCUCUUGUUUGUGAGUAUUUGACAUCAUUGGUGACGCUAUUUGGAGGGAGUGUGUUAGACAUGAUCAUUUUAAGUCGACAAAACAAAGAAAAAGUAGAGUUUCUCCCAAGUUUCAGUUUCACCCACCUUUGACGACAAAAUGGGAGAAGGGGUGACAGAAACAAGAAAAGAGAUGAGCAGCCUGGUUUUUGCUGUUAAUGGACAGAGGUUUGAGCUCUCCAACGUUGACCCUUCUACAACUUUGCUCGAGUUCUUGCGUUCUCAGACUCCUUUCAAAAGUGUUAAGCUCAGCUGUGGUGAAGGAGGCUGUGGCGCCUGUGUUGUCCUACUGUCCAAGUAUGACCCAGUGCUUGACCAGGUUGAGGAUUUUACUGUGAGUUCGUGCCUCACACUUCUUUGCAGUGUUAAUGGAUGUUCAAUCACAACAGCUGAGGGAGUUGGAAACAGCAAGGGUGGUUUCCACCCUAUUCAGGAAAGGUUCGCUGGUUUCCAUGCUAGUCAAUGUGGCUUUUGUACCCCUGGAAUGUGUGUUUCUUUCUUUUCAGCUCUUGUCAAUGCUGAUAAGACCAACAGACCAGAACCCCGUCCUGGAUUCUCCAAGCUGACAGUUUCUGAAGCCGAAAAGGCCAUUGCAGGAAAUCUUUGUCGCUGUACUGGUUACCGCCCUAUUGCUGAUGCUUGUAAAAGUUUUGCAGCUGAUGUUGAUAUGGAGGACUUGGGGCUUAAUUCUUUUUGGAAAAAGGGAGAAAGUGAUGAAGUAAAGCUGAGUAGAUUACCUUCGUACAAUAAUUGUACUGCAAAUUCUAAGUUCCCUGAGUUUCUCAAGAUGGAAAUCAGGGCAGGUGCCGGUCUGGUUUCAGAAGGACAUCGUUGGUAUGGUCCUACUAGUGUUGAGCAACUUCAAAGCUUAUUAGAAAUGGAUGAGGACAAUGGUGGAACCUCAAUGAAGAUUGUUGUUGGUAACACAGGAACGGGAUAUUACAAGGAAUUACGAUGCUAUGAAAGAUACAUUGAUUUGAAAUAUAUUCCUGAGCUCUCAAUCAUUAGGAAAGACCAAACAGGGAUUGAAAUUGGAGCAGCUGUGACAAUUUCUAGAGCUAUCAAAGCACUGAGGGAAGAAAAUGAAUAUGAAUUUCACCGAGGGCAAAUGGUGUUCAAAAGAAUUGCUGACCAUAUGGAAAAGAUUGCUACAGCUUUCGUAAGGAAUUCAGGUAGUGUAGGAGGGAAUUUGAUAAUGGCCCAGAGGAAACAAUUCCCAUCAGAUAUUGCUACCAUACUACUUUCUGUGGGUACAUUGGUGAAUAUAAUGACUGGUCAGAAACUUGAAAAGCUUACAUUGGAGGAGUUCCUGGAGAUGCCCCCUUUGCAUUCCAAAAGUGUUCUUUUAAGUAUUAAAAUCCCUUGCUGGGAGUCUAGGAAUAAGGAUACUUCUUCUGAAACUGACACUAAGUUGCUAUUUGAAACUUAUCGGGCUUCACCUCGUCCUCUGGGAAAUGCACUUCCCUAUUUGAAUGCAGCUUUUUUGGCUGAGAUUUCUCUUUGUAGUAAUUCUACUGGAUUCAUGCUAAAUAACUGUCAGCUGGCUUUUGGUGCUUAUGGGACCAAACACUCAAUUAAAGCAACAAAAGUUGAGGAAUUCUUAACUGGAAAAGUGCUAAGCGUAGGCGUUUUGUAUGAUGCUAUUAAAUUUCUUGGGACUACUAUAACACCGGAAGAUGGCAUCUCGAGUCCUGCUUACAGAUCAAGCUUAGUUGUUGGCUUUCUUUUCGAGUUCCUAAGCCCCUUAAUUGACACCCCUGCAGAAAUUUCAAAUGGCUGGCUCACCGGAUACAAUUGUGCCAAGUGGUUCAUUGAUUCCAAAUUGAAACAGAAUAAUGGUCAGUUUGAUGAAAUCAAACUCCCAACAUUGUUGUCAUCGGCAAAGCAAGUGAUUCAAUCAAGUAAAGAAUACCAUCCGGUUGGAGAGGCAAUUCCAAAAACAGGAGCUGCCAUUCAAGCUUCUGGUGAGGCUGUUUAUGUGGACGAUAUUCCAUCUCCAAGUAAUUGCCUCCAUGGAGCAUUUAUUUAUAGCACAGAGCCACUAGCACGGCUAAAGGGCAUAAAAUUUAAUCCUGGAUGGUCACCAGAUGGAGUCGCUGCACUUAUUACUGUCAAAGACAUUCCUGGGGAGAAUGUAGGUUGCGUGACCGUAUUUGGUAAUGAACCUUUAUAUGCAGAUGAGGUUGCUCAGUGUGCUGGAGAUCGCAUUGCCUUUGUGGUUGCGGAUACACAAAAACAUGCAGACUUGGCCGCAAACCUUGCAGUUAUUGAUUAUGACAAAGAGAAUCUAGAACCACCAAUAUUAUCUGUAGAAGAAGCUGUUGAAAGAUGCAGCUUUUUGGAGGUUCCUUCUUUGCUCUGCCCCGAACAGGUUGGUGAUUUCUCAAAAGGAAUGGCUGAAGCUGAUCAUCAGAUUCUCUCUGCUAAGCUCAAACUCGGGUCACAAUACUAUUUUUAUAUGGAGACACAAACAGCCCUUGCUGUGCCAGAUGAAGACAACUGCAUUGUAGUGUACACUUCUAAUCAAAGUCCUGAGUUCACACAUGAUACAAUAGCUAAAUGCCUUGGCAUUCCCGGACAUAAUGUUCGAGUGAUUAUGAGAAGGGUUGGUGGAGGCUUUGGUGGCAAGGCCAUAAAAUCAAUUCCUGUUGCUACAGCAUGCGCCCUCGCUGCCUACAAGUUACAGCGUCCAGUCAGGAUAUACAUGAAUAGAAAGACUGAUAUGAUAAUGGCAGGAGGAAGACAUCCAAUGAAAAUAACUUAUAGUGUAGGAUUCAAAAGUAAUGGGAAGAUUACAGCCCUGAAACUCGAUAUACUAAUUGAUGCAGGGGUAUACCCAGAUGUGAGUAUAAUCAUGCCUAAAGCUAUGGUUGGGACACUUAAAAAGUAUGACUGGGGUGCUCUAUCCUUUGAUAUAAAACUAUGCAAAACAAACCUUCCAAGUAGGUCGGCAAUGAGAGCCCCUGGGGAGGUACAGGCAUCAUUUAUAACUGAAGCUAUUAUUGAACAUGUAGCAUCCACCCUUUCCAUUGAUGUGGAUUCUGUCAGAAAUAUUAAUCUCCACACAUACAACAGCCUUGAAUUCUUUUACAAGAGUAAUGCAGGUGAACCGUUUGAAUACACUUUACCAUCAAUAUGGGAUAAGUUGGCCACUUCUUCAAGCUUCUACAAUCGGACUGAAAUGAUAAAGGAAUUUAAUAGGUCUAAUAAAUGGCGCAAAAGAGGAAUUUCACGUGUGCCUACUGUGCAUGAAGUGGUCGUGAGUCCAAACCCUGGGAAAGUAAGCAUUCUAAGAGAUGGAUCAAUUGUUGUUGAAGUUGGAGGAGUUGAGCUAGGUCAGGGUCUCUGGACAAAAGUAAAACAGAUGACUGCAUAUGGUCUUAGUUUGAUCCAAUGUGGUGGAACAGAUGAACUUGUGGAGAAAGUAAGAGUCAUACAAGCUGAUACUUUGAGUUUAAUUCAAGGGGGUAUGACUUCUGGCAGCACCACAUCUGAGUCAAGCUGUGAAGCAGUUAGACUUUGCUGCAAUGUCUUGGUUGAGAGACUUACUGCUCUCAGGGAAAGGCUGUUGAAACAAAUGGGAUCUAUAGAAUGGGAGACAUUGAUUAUGCAGGCAUAUAUGAAUUCUGUGAACUUAUCAGCAAGUUCAUUGUUUAUACCUGGCAUUUCUUCCAGAGCUUACCUAAACUAUGGUGCAGCAGUUAGUGAGGUGGAAAUAAACCUUCUAACAGGGGAAACCACAAUUUUGCAGACAGAUCUUAUAUAUGACUGUGGCCAAAGCCUAAAUCCAGCUGUGGAUUUAGGACAGAUUGAAGGAGCCUAUGUUCAAGGAAUAGGGUUCUUUAUGCUUGAAGAGUACCCCACAAACUCAGAUGGAUUAGUGAUUUCAAAGGGGACAUGGACUUAUAAGAUCCCUACAGUGGACACCAUUCCCAGACAAUUUAAUGUAGAAAUCCUCAACAGUGGACAUCAUCAAAAUCGUGUACUUUCUUCCAAAGCUUCCGGAGAGCCGCCACUAACUCUAGCAGUUUCAGUUCACUGUGCUACAAUGGCAGCUAUAAGAGAAGCCAGGCUACAACUUGCUUCAUGGAGUGGACAAAAGGAGUCAGAUUCAACAUUCCAGUACUUGAAGGUACCUGCCACCAUGCCUGUUGUGAAAGAGCUGUGCGGGCUUGAUAGCGUUCACAAGUUCUUGCAAUGGACAAUGGGAAAAAAUUAGUUGAGCAAAUUCUGCUGUCUGGUUUAAAAAUUUUAUUACUGUUUUCACAGAUAAAAAUAUAAAAUUAUACUUAAAUAAAGUUCAAAGUUGAAACAACACAUGUGAAAGUACAUUGCUAUAUUAUACAUUGUGAUAGAGAUGGUUUGAAGUUAGAGAAGAGAGUAAACAAUCAUUGUGCCUAAUAAUGAAAAGUUUUUAAAUGAAAUAUCCCUUGGUUGAUU
This is a messenger RNA of Durio zibethinus, 4479 nucleotides long. RefSeq names its product indole-3-acetaldehyde oxidase-like. The record is from RefSeq and is a predicted model, not a curated record. Gene Ontology annotation, molecular function: aldehyde oxidase activity; iron ion binding; FAD binding. Lineage: Eukaryota; Viridiplantae; Streptophyta; Magnoliopsida; Malvales; Malvaceae.